AUGGCGCCAUUUUUUGAGCAAAAGCGUAAGCUCUGGGAAUCAGCCGGACUCGAUUUGACCUCUACCAUCCCCCUCACUCUCACUGAUCCGCUCCCGAAAAACGUCCUUCAAUACCUCCGCAUUCAGCGUUUAGACGAAUCGGAUCUCAACACCAUAGCGCUCCAGCAAAUUGAUCCUAAAUACGAGAAAAUCAGCGACUCGAACGAAGUGCAAGUUCUGCUGUCUCUGAUAGAAUCGUUCAGCGGUCUUCUAGAUAGUUUCGGAACUCAGCUGGAAGAGUUAGAAGAACGGCUUGCGCAGGGCGCCUAUCCUUCGGGAGGGAAUGCAUGGGCGGCGGCGUACGUUAGCUUGGGCGAACAGCGAGUGUUGAGAUCGGCGAGAAAGCGAGCGGAGGACAUGUUAGCGGCGGUGGAGAGCGGAAGUGGAAAGGAGAAGGACAUGACGGCCAUCCGCAAAGUCCUUAUUAGCGAGUUUGGUGGCGUGGAUAAGGUCACGGUUGUCGAAGAUAUCUGCCCAACACCACCUCCCGGUCAUGUCCAGAUCGCUACUGAAUAUUCCGGCUUCACCGGCGGCGACGUUAGUAUGCGCAAGGGUAUUUACCCAGAGCAGAAGCCAGCACCGCUCACUCCAGGAUACUGCCUCGUCGGAACGAUACGCUUAAUAGGCGAGGGCUGCACGGCGGUGGCUAUGAAGCAGGGAGACACUGUCGCCGUGCUAACCAAGUACGAUGCCCAAGCUGAGCUUGUUAAUCAACCGGAAAAGUAUUGCAUUAAAGUCCCCGAGGGGCUUGACCACCAACAGGUCACAGCCCUGCUCUGUGACUGGAGCACUGCCUACGCUAUGAUAAAACACACGGCCAAAAUCACCAAGGGCCAACGAGUAUUUAUCCACGGGCUUAGCGGCGCCGUUGGUUGCGGGUUGAUGAUCCUCUGUCAACUAUAUGGUGCUGAGGUGUACGGCACCGCCGGCCUUCGUAACCACGAUCUCAUUCGUUCGUAUGGCGCCAUCCCUUACGAUUAUAAUGAAAAGAGGUGGGUUAAGGAAAUGAAGGCCCUUGGCGCACACGCCGUCUUUGACCCUCUUGGGUUUGAAAGCUUCGAUGAGAGUUACGAUAUCCUCACACCCGAUGGUAUCCUGGUUGCGUAUGGCAACAAUAUGGACUCGCUGGGUAAUAGGGAGCCGCGGGAUCCAACCCCGGCUGUGAUAAAGCUGCUUGCGCGCAACAAUCCGCAGUCUACCAAGCGGACUGAGUUCUUCGGGCUCACGCGCGACGCGCCCACAUACGUAGACGAUAUCAAGGCGUUGAUGGAUAUGAUCCAGCGAGGGGUGAUUGCGGUGCCUAUCAAGAAGGUGUGGGCGAUGGAUGAUAUUCAGACAGCGCAUACAGAAUGGGGUGGUGGGAAUGGUAUUGGAUCCGUCUUGAUCAAGGUAGCCGGCGUUUAG
Molecule: messenger RNA, 1443 nt
Organism: Arthroderma uncinatum
Lineage: Eukaryota; Fungi; Ascomycota; Eurotiomycetes; Onygenales; Arthrodermataceae
Exons: 2
Coding region: 1-1443 (480 amino acids)
Cellular component (GO): mitochondrion
Molecular function (GO): oxidoreductase activity
Source: RefSeq, a predicted model, not a curated record